Molecule: messenger RNA, 3264 nt
Organism: Verticillium dahliae VdLs.17
Lineage: Eukaryota; Fungi; Ascomycota; Sordariomycetes; Glomerellales; Plectosphaerellaceae
Product: csx2
Exons: 6
Coding region: 1-3264 (1087 amino acids)
Biological process (GO): intra-Golgi vesicle-mediated transport
Cellular component (GO): cytoplasm; trans-Golgi network; endosome
Molecular function (GO): GTPase activator activity; protein binding
Source: RefSeq, a predicted model, not a curated record
AUGGGCAUUGUUAGCAGUAGGCCCGACGAUGGGGCCUCUCUCUAUUUGAGAGACCAGAACCGACUGUCCAUAUCUUCGAUCGUUGUAACGAACCCGCGAACGCGAAACACGGUCAACAUCGCACCCAAUGCAUUUCCAGCUUCCAGAAUCGUCGCUUCUCGGCCGGCCGGCGAGAGUACUCCUAUAGAAUUCGUACAGGAUCUCGAGUCCGCCGUCCCUGGCGGCCCUCCCAACUUUAUCCUUAAACUGAGUAGCGACGAGGAGCUCAUCUUUACGUUCACCUUUGUCAUCCGCCAGUCCGAGGCGGGCGUCGCCCAACCCACGAAUGGUGUUGCCGAGGUACACCCACCCGUCGAGACCCAGAUCACCGGCCUCACAUAUGUCUACGCCUCGUCUCCGCGCGAAGUAGAGAACCUUGUCACCCGCGAAUUCCAUGCCGACCCCAAUCUGCACAAGAAUGCCAACGUCGAGCUCGUGGGCGACUUCACCACUGGUGGCAGUCCCUCCGUCGCCUUUGACUGGACGUGGAAGUGGAAGCCGCCGAAGAACAUGGAGGAUAGAGGUGGUGGAUGGAGGAACUCUUGCAGCUUUUUCCUACUGGGUAUCAACCACCCCAACUCUCCAUCUCCGCCCUUUCACCUGGCGCCGCCUCCCAAGCACCGCGUUGCCUCCUCACAAUCUGUCGAAUCCCGAAGCAGCCACGCAGACUUGGAAGAACCCGCCUCGCCAUUGUACUCUGUACCUACUACGAUCCAGACUCCUCUGCCACACCAAGUGCCUCCCCAACCCGAGCCAGUUAAGGUAGAUGUGGUAUGCCCGAAACCUGGCGACGAUAUGACAGUCACGGAUGAUGGUCCCGUCUUCCGCGCCACUAUCAAGGCACUUGAGCAGAAAACAGGCAACAUGCGUAUGCAGGUCAAGCGCGUGCUGAAGAAAGCCGAGAGCGCAUACGAAGCCCAGACCGACGCGAAUGACAAGUUCGCCUCAUUUUUAGAAGCCUUGAAGGAGGCAUCGGCAACGAACGCGAAUGCCGUGCAGCCCGCCAUUGACCACUACUUUGACAAGAUCGCGCAGGAAAUUAUGGCCUAUGAACGCAGGAAUACUCUCAACCUGCAAAAGAUCGUCAUCGAGCCGCUCAGCAAAGUAUACACUUUUGACAUCAAACGGGCCGAAGACAAGAAGAGAGACUUUGAGGAAGAAAGUAAAGAUUAUUAUGCCUACCUGGCUCGCUAUCUCGGCCAACGACAUGACUCGGUCAAGGCUAAGAAGUUGGCCGAGAGCGACACCAAGUACCAGACCAAGAGACGAACGUUUGAGCUCAAGCGCUUCGACUAUUCCAGCUUCAUGCAGGACUUGCAUGGUGGGCGGAAAGAGCAAGAGGUUCUCUCACAUCUCACACGAUAUGCAGAUGCACAGGCUCGAGGCUUUCUUGGCGCAGCCAGGAAGAUUGACACACUGCUCCCACAGCUGGAGGCCCUGUCAAACGAAGUCAGCGAAGCCGACAAAGAGUUUCAAUACCAACGCCGUGAACGAGAAGAGAAGAGGAGACUGUUGGAAAAGAGCAACGCAGAUACGGAUUUGCCUCCUGCAACCGCGAACAACACGUAUAGCACCUCCUCCAACGGCCAGGCAACCUCUACCUCAGACUCUGAACUCGGACGCGCAGAUAGUACUGGCUCACAGCUCAAGUCCGCCAUAUCUGGUGGUUCUCAGGGAGCGGUGGCAUCUCCCGAACUGUCCAGGUCUCCGGGCAGUCUCGGACAAUCCUCCAUCGGAAGCCCAGCUGCUACGUCCAAGUUCAAAGGCAUUCGGGAUCUCGAGGAGCGCGACCACGUGCAGAUAGCCAAUGCUGAGAGACAUAACGCGCAGCGCAAGGAGGGACUUUUGUGGGCAUUGAGCAGGCCUACCAGCCACGUGGACCCGCGUAACCUCAACAAGCCUGGCUGGCACAAGUUCUGGAUCGUCCUCGAUCAAGGAAAGCUCUCCGAGUACAGCAACUGGAAACAAAGACUCGACCUGCACAUGGACCCUAUUGACCUCCGGAUGGCGUCUGUGCGAGAAGCACGCAAUGCUGAGCGCCGAUUCUGCUUCGAGGUGAUAACACCACACAACAAGCGAGUCUACCAAGCAACUUCCGAGGAAGACAUGAACAGCUGGAUUUUGUCCAUCAACAACGCACUGCAAAGUGCAGUCGAAGGCCGAAUGGGCGACAGAUCAGGGCCGGCGCCGUCCUCGAGCGAUUCAAGUUCUUUCAAGCGCGAUAUUGGGUCUGUUUUGACAGGCAAAAGCCCGUCUCUGGGCCAUGGCAGUUACAAUCCGAAUGCAAACUCGAACAGUGGCAUGCCUGCUCGUCGCAUAACGGUCGGCGCCAAGCCCAGUAUUCCCCGAGCUCCCAGCGGCAGUUACGACGAUACUCCCGAUAAGCUCUUGCAAAUGCUUCGAGACAACGACCAAGGCAACUGCUGGUGUUCCGACUGUGGAUCUGGCGCCAAGGUCGAAUGGGUUUCCAUCAAUCUUGCCAUAAUCCUUUGCAUCGAGUGCAGCGGCAUCCAUCGGUCGCUCGGCACUCACAUCAGCAAAGUACGGUCUCUCACGCUUGACAUCACGUCAUUCACCGCCGAUAUUGUAGAGCUGCUCAUGCUCGUCGGCAAUCGCGUCGCAAAUAUGAUUUGGGAGGCGAAGCUUGAUGCUUCCAUCAAGCCCGGGCCGCAGGCGACACGUGAACAGCGACUGCGCUUCAUCACAGCGAAGUACGUUGACCGAGCCUAUGUUGAGCCGAUAUCCACAACAUUGUCGCGUUACUCGACGCCAGACGAGACUUUGCUGGCAGGUAUCAAGAAGAACGAGGUUCAACAAGUCAUCUAUGCUAUGGCUCUCAAGGCAAACCCCAACGCCACCGAUAAGUCGAGAGGCACACAUGCCGUGUUCCUCGCCCUGGCAGCCGCGGACCCAGCGUCUCCUUCGGCAGUUGGAGGCCAACAGCCCGAACCCGAGAAGCCGGUACCGUUCCCCGUGGCGGAGAUGCUCGUGCAGAACGGCGCCGAGAUUCCAACUACGAUGCCAGCCUUCCCGCUCAGCCGCAGCGCACAGUUGUAUGUCGAGCAGAAACGAGGGCGGUCGGUUGGCAUUGCUCGGGAUAGCAUUGGUUCUUUGCGACCAAGCCAAAACGCGGGCGAGAAGAUUCAACAAGACAUGGAAUCAAGGCUACACAAACGCAUGAGCGCGGGCGGCCGCCUGGCGAAGAGUCCGAUCCCGGAGAGGUAG